This is a messenger RNA of Hyla sarda, 1922 nucleotides long. It is a transcript of the gene CSRP1, whose product is annotated as cysteine and glycine rich protein 1. The transcript is spliced from 9 exons. Gene Ontology annotation, biological process: muscle tissue development; sarcomere organization. The coding region runs from base 544 to 1122 and encodes 192 amino acids. Gene Ontology annotation, molecular function: structural constituent of muscle; actinin binding. NCBI's taxonomy places the organism in Eukaryota, Metazoa, Chordata, Amphibia, Anura, Hylidae. Gene Ontology annotation, cellular component: nucleus; Z disc; cytoplasm. The record is from RefSeq and is a predicted model, not a curated record.
AUUGCAGUUAUCCUGGACUUUCUUCAGAAGGGCCUUGAGAAAGGUUUGAGAGCGGCCACUCUUAAAGUUCAGGUGUCCGCCUUAGGAGCCCUCUUCAGCCAAAAGAUUGCUGAUCACCUGUGGAUUAGAAGAUUUUUUUACAUCUGUUAAUAGGUUGCAGUUGUCAACAAGUGUUAAGACCCCUGCUUGGGACCUUUCAGUAGUUCUUAAUGCUUUAAGUAGGCAGCCGUUUGAGCCUUUGUCAGAGAUUCCUCUAUCGGUCCUGACUCAGAAGACGGUCUUCUUAGUGGCCAUUACAACAGCCAGGCAGAUGUAACUUCUGUGAGGUCCGGCCGACAUACUGCAUUCCGCAGCAACAAUGGAUCAAAUAGAUAACAAAUUGAGAUUGGCAGGCAACUGGGGGCUAACAUAUUUUUCAGGGAAGGCGCCCUUCUGAAGGUCAGCAGUGGCUGUACAGGUUCUGCAUUUGAGGCCGCAUCGAUUUCGGACAAGGUGGCCACAGAAGUGGAGGACAAGCAAACAUCCUGGUGUUCCAACAGCACAAUGCCUAAUUGGGGUGGAGGAAAGAAAUGUCCAGCAUGUGAUAGGUCUGUCUACUUUGCAGAAGAAGUACAAUGUGAAGGCGCAAGUUUCCAUAAAUCUUGUUUCCUGUGCAUGGUAUGCAAGAAGAAUCUUGACAGCACUACAGUUGCUAUUCAUGGAAAUGAGAUCUAUUGUAAAUCCUGCUAUGGAAAGAAAUAUGGCCCUAAAGGAUAUGGAUUUGGACAAGGGGCAGGUACUCUAAGUAUGGAUCGUGGUGAAAGCUUGGGCAUCCGUCCAGAAGAGACUCCCAGUUUCCAGCCAACAAGCAACCCAAAUGCAUCAAAAUUUGCUCAGAAAACAGGUGCUGAUGUGUGCCCUCGCUGCUCAAAGUCUGUGUAUGCUGCUGAGAAAGUUAUCGGAGGAGGAAAUUCAUGGCAUAAGGCCUGUUUCCGUUGCGCCAAAUGUGGGAAAGGAUUGGAGUCCACAACACUCGCUGAUAAAGAUGGGGAAAUAUUUUGCAAAGGAUGCUAUGCAAAGAACUUUGGUCCAAAAGGCUUUGGUUUCGGUCAAGGUGCUGGAGCUCUUGCUCACACAGCAUGAAAAGUCUUUGGCUACUUAUGUUUCAUUAUUAAUAUAAUCAGAAAUGUUAAAAUGGCCUUUUAUUGCUAUUGCUUACAGGCUGAGAAGACGUAUUUUUCCACUUUUAUCUACAGGAAUAUAUAUCUAAUAAGUAGAUAUUACAUGAGUGUGUAAUAUCAAUAUACAUAUACAUGUCAAUGCCAUUUGAACAUUAGGGGUUCUUCAACUGUUAGGGGUUCUUCAAUAAAAAAAAUAUAAAAAAAAACAGUUUUCUACCACAGGCUAAGAUGAGGAACUUACAAGGCUUAACAGCUCUAAGCUGCUUAUAGAGUGCAGGUGUAAUAUAAUCUCCAUAGGAGUGACUAGUGAUAUCAUUUGAUGACUUAUACCAACAGCAGAAGUCACAGAUAACAGUAGAGCAUGUUGGAUUUCAACAUGUCUGGUCCCUUUGUUCUAAGGGAGAUAAAACAACACUAUAUACAUUCUCCAAUCUUUCAGAAUACAUGUACACUUGGUCAAGCUUUCAUUUGUAUGGGGGGAAUCGGGAGAAAUAGCUUUCAGCUGAACAAAAUGCAAUGGACCAACCUAACAUUGUGGUCUCCAAAAAGAAAAAAAAAUAAUGGCUGCUACUGACUAUUUUAGAAUAGGAAAUGCAUUCUCUAUUCUAACCACAUUUUGUAAUUCAUUUUGUAAAAAUACCUUUAGUUGGAGAACCUCUUUUACUGUGCUAGCAUUGUUGUCUGUUAGCUCACAUUGUAUGCUGUAAGUUUAGAUUGCUGUUAGCUCAUACUCUUCUUUCCACAUUAUUAAAGUCUUCCUGA